Messenger RNA from Gilbertella persicaria, 1099 nucleotides. Its product is annotated as Alpha/Beta hydrolase protein. Bases 35 to 1015 code for a protein of 326 amino acids. NCBI's taxonomy places the organism in Eukaryota, Fungi, Mucoromycota, Mucoromycetes, Mucorales, Choanephoraceae. The transcript has 3 exons. The record is from RefSeq and is a predicted model, not a curated record. Gene Ontology annotation, molecular function: hydrolase activity.
UUUUCUUUUUCCCUUUUUUUAUUUUUGUUUUCUUAUGUCUUUGUUUGCACGCUUUAAGCGUUGGGUAUUAGUUUGGGCACUGACAGUUGCUUUUACGUUUCCUAAAGCUUAUUAUCCACGACAAAUCAUUAAUUAUCUUUCCUUCUUUUUAUUCCGUGCACGUUCAAGUUGGAUUCAUAAAGCAGAAGGCUAUGGUUAUUGGAUAGCAGAAGACUUGAAAGGCGCCAAAAGAGAAGCCAUGUCAGAUAGAAUUUCGGAAGCAGAUGUUGUUUUAUUAUGGAUACCGGGUGGCGGGUUUCGAUUUGAUUUAGGCAAGUUAUAUACGCCUACUUUUGCCAGUUGGAUUCGAGCAUUAGAAGCAGACAAGGGUAUCAAAAGCAUGAUCUUUGUAGCAGAUUAUCAGCACGGCCCUGAGCAUUUGUUUCCUGCUCCUAUCAAAGACAUCGCUAAAACAUACCAUUGGCUGAUUAAGAACAUGAACAUUGAACCCAGAAAAAUCAUACUUGGUGCCGACGACGCAGGCGUUGCUAUUGCACUCGACACACUACUUCAUAAGAUUCCUAGUGAACAACGUCCAGCUGGGCUGAUUUGUGCUUCUCCUUACACUGGUUUAGAAGCAGGUGGUGAGUCAUGGCGUGCUAAUCUCGGUGAUGAUAUUCUGACAGAAAAGGCAAUUGAGCGUAUGGAACAGUGUUAUAUGGGUCCAGAAGACUCUGAAUAUGAAGAUGAUGUGCCUCCCUUUAGAUACCUUCGUCAUGACAUUGACUUGGCUUCGUUUCUUCCUCGUCGGUUACUUGUCUUGUUGGGUGGUAAGGAAGUCUUGUUGGAUGAGGGAGGUAUAUUGGCCUCAAGAGCUCGCAGUUCGGGUGUACAAGUUAUGAUGGUACAAGAACCUACAGGUGUGCAUCUUUGGUCUAUGUUUCCUGAUAUCAUGAUUCAGGAUGCAACUGCACGUCAAGCUGUCAUGGACAGAUUGGUUGAGUUUGUGGUAGGCACAGUACCUGUCAAAAGAUAGUCACCUAUUUCGAAUUUACUGUAGUCACAUUACCUUGCAUAAAAGAAAAAUAAAAUUCUUUUUUUUUUUUAUUUAUUUUGAACC